UACUCUUAUCGGGCUUUCUUUUAGGGUUUUAUUCUUAUUCUUUGAGUUCUUACCCUUAGAGUGGUGCGGACGCUUAAAAUUUUAUCUCAGUGCAGCAGGUGCGUGAGGCUAAGGUUCCGAUUUGUUGGUAAGCCAUGGCGACUCAGAUGAGCAAAAAGAGAAAGUUUGUUGCUGAUGGAGUGUUUUUCGCUGAGCUGAACGAGGUUCUCACACGUGAGCUUGCAGAGGAUGGAUAUUCAGGUGUGGAGGUCCGUGUGACUCCUAUGCGAACAGAGAUCAUCAUUCGUGCCACUCGUACACAGAAUGUUCUUGGUGAAAAGGGGCGGAGGAUUAGGGAGUUAACUUCUGUAGUGCAAAAAAGGUUCAAUUUCCCGGAGAACACUGUUGAGCUCUAUGCGGAAAAGGUGAACAACAGGGGCUUGUGUGCAAUUGCACAAGCCGAGUCUUUGCGAUACAAGUUGCUUGGAGGGCUUGCUGUCAGAAGGGCUUGUUAUGGUGUGCUUAGGUUCAUCAUGGAAAGUGGUGCGAAGGGUUGUGAGGUUAUAGUAAGCGGCAAACUCAGGGCACAGCGUGCUAAAUCAAUGAAGUUUAAGGAUGGAUAUAUGAUAUCUUCCGGCCAACCAGUCAAUGAAUACAUUGACAAGGCAGUGCGACAUGUUCUUUUGCGUCAGGGUGUCCUUGGAAUUAAAGUGAAAAUAAUGUUGGACUGGGAUCCCAAGGGAAAACAGGGUCCCAUGACGCCACUGCCUGACUUGGUUACCAUUCACACUCCUAAAGAAGAGGAGGAAUUUGCCCUCAAACCCCAGCUUGGGAAAGAAACUGAAAUAAUUGUCUAGGCAGCUUUGUGUAAAUUGCAUGCACUUCAAUUUUGCAUUAUUAUUAGUUCUUUAGGAAGAUCCAGAACUUUAAAAUAUGUUCUCAAGAUAUGCAUGCGGAUUAAAAAUCAAUGAGACCUGUUCAAGGUAUCCUAUUUUUAUUUAAUUUUUAUUUAAUUUUUAUUCUUGCAGCAUUUAUGAAAUGUUGUAAUGCUAUCUUUUUGAUCUUUUUGCAAUCCCUGCGUCACAUGGGCCACCAACUUUGUUAUGUGCUAGAGAAUUGAAUAUAAUAGUUUUAUUUGA
Molecule: messenger RNA, 1118 nt
Organism: Cryptomeria japonica (Japanese cedar)
Lineage: Eukaryota; Viridiplantae; Streptophyta; Pinopsida; Cupressales; Cupressaceae
Product: small ribosomal subunit protein uS3x
Exons: 6
Coding region: 135-836 (233 amino acids)
Biological process (GO): translation
Cellular component (GO): nucleus; cytosolic small ribosomal subunit
Molecular function (GO): RNA binding; structural constituent of ribosome
Source: RefSeq, a predicted model, not a curated record